CGAAGUUCCCAAAACGCCCUCAGAUCCGCUUACACAUUCUGGGCAGAGACGAGGAGGAGAGCCGACACCCGCAGCCACGAAAAAACGCGAGGCAACAACCGAGAGAUCGAGUCGCUGAGUGGAUUCUGGCGCGGGCGAAAAUCAGGGUGUGAUUCGGUGAUCGAGGUGGGCAAUGGGGGUGCCGGAGGCGGUGGCGCUGGAAAUACCGGCGGCGGAGGAGGGGUCGCCGCCGCCGGCCAGGGUGCCGCCGCGGAUCAGAAGGAGGCUCCUCCAAGGGGCGCGGGGAGGCGGCGACAAGGCGCCGACGGCGGAGGAGAUCGAGGCCAAGCUCCGUGGGGCGCGUCUGCGGAGGCAGCAAUUCCACGAAGCAUUGUCCUCCAAAGGAAGGGGUUCGCUUAGGAGGAGCCCUUCUGUGUCAUCUCAGGAGGAGGAUCCGGGGCAGCGCCUUGAAGCGAAGCUUGUGGCUGCCAAGCAGAAGAGGUUGAGCCUCUUGGCAAAGGAACAGAGUCGGUUGGCUAAGUUGGACGAGCUGCGGCAGGCUGCUAAAAGUGAUGCAGAGAUGAGGUCCGAGAAGGAAAGGGAGGAACUUGGGGUGAGAGUUGAGUUGCGGGUUCGACAGGCUGAGGAGAACCGUACGCAACUCCUGCAUGCUCGUUUACAGAGACGGGCUGCACUGGAGGAAAGGACAAAAAAGUUCUUUGUGCAAAGACUGACAUGGGAGAGCAAGUACAGAGAGCAUGUACGAUCUGCAAUCCUGCAGAAGCGCAUUGCUGCUGAGAAGAGACGGCUGGGACUGCUGGAAUCGGAGAAAAGACGGGCGCAGGGUAGGCUCUUGCAGGUCCAACUUGCUGCCAGGACUGCCUCUAGUCAGAGAGAAAACGAGAGGAGCAAGUUAAAAGAACAACUAGAUGAUAAACUUCAGAGGGCAAAGCAGCAGAGGGCAGAGUAUUUGAAGCAGCGAGGAAGUCCACACAGCUCUAUGCGCAGCAGUUCAAUUAAAAACGGAGAAUUUCUUUCAAGAAAACUGGCAAGAUGCUGGAGAAGAUUCAUAACUUCUAGGAAAACAACAGUGGUGUUGGCUGGGGCCUUUGAUGAACUGGGGAUUAAUCAGCGAUCAGUUGUGUCUAUGCCAUUUGAAGAAUUAGCUCUCUGCAUUGAAUCUCGUAAGGUUCUUCAGACCACUAAGGCAUUGCUUGACCGGCUGGAGAGUCGUUUUGUUCUCUCUCAGUCAUCUAGUUCAUCAAAACCAGAAAAUAUUGAUCAUCUUCUCAAGCACCUGGGAUCACCAAAGAAUACGAUCCUACCAAGUAGUGCAAGAAGAACUAAAGCAACACUGAGAUGGGAAGUUAGAAAUUCUGACUCUAGCAAGUCUUCUAGAUAUUCGCUAAGGACUGUGCUUUGUGCUUACAUGAUACUAGGCCAUCCAAAAUCUGUUCUUAGUGAACAAGGUGAGCGAGAGAAUCUGCUUAUGGAGUCAGCAGCAAACUUUGUAAAGGAAUUUGAACUGCUGGUUAAAACAAUAAUUGAUGGGCUAGGUGGUGCGUGCAUAUUGAGGCAGUCAAUGCUAGAUGUUGCCUCUCCUGGAUCUUCUAAUUAUCAGAAGUCCUCUUCCAUUGUUGCUGAUCGGAAGAAAUUCAGAACUCAGUUGGUUGCCUUUGACAAAGCCUGGUGUGCUUAUCUUUACCAUUUUGUGGCGUGGAAAGCAAAAGAUGCUAGGUCACUAGAGGAAGAUCUUAUUAGAGCUGCAUGUAAGCUUGAGCUGUCAAUGAUGCAAACAUGCAAAAUAACUACUGAAGGCCAACCAGAUAACCUCGGCGGUUAUUUGAAUGCCAUCCAGAAACAGGUUGUGGAAGAUCAGAAACUUAUAAGGGAGAGGAUUCGACACCUGGGUGGUGAAGCUGGUAUUGAAAGGAUGGAGUCUGCUUUAUCAGAAACAAGGUCAAAGUUCAUUGAAGCAAAGGAUAAUGGGAGUCCCGUUGCAACUACAGUUUCAAAUGUAGCAUCUCCUUCAGUUACAUGUUCUUCUGGAGAGUCUAUUCUUUCUGAAAUUAGGGAGAACUCUAACAUGGAUGCUGAAAAGACGAGUCAGAUUAUAAAAUCCAUGUUCGGAGCUUCCUCUUCACCUUCUGAAAGUAGCAAUGGAAGCAAAACUGUGAGUAGCACACCGAGCAGUGCAGUGCCAGAGAAAAUGCCGACUGAAAAUGAACAAAUGGUCAAUGAGAUACUUCACGAUAUUCAUGUUUCUUUUGCUGGCAACUCUGAUAAUAUUGGUACUGUUGAAGGUGAUUUCAAGACAAAACUGAAGGAAACAAUGGAGAAAGCUUUCUGGGACAUGGUUGCGGAUUCAACAAGAGGAGACAUGCCAGACUACAGUUAUCUGGUCAGCCUGGUAAAGGAAGUCAGGGAAACAUUGCACGAGUUGGCUCCUAUAGGGUGGAAAGAAGAAAUAAGUAACAAUAUUAACCUUGAAAUUUUGACCCAGGUACUUGAGUCAGGCACCCAAGACAGACAGUAUCUUGGACAAAUUUUGCAGUAUUCUCUGGGUAUGCUUCAAAAACUAUCUUCUCCUGCAAAGGAAGAGGAGAUGAAGAAGAGUCAUGACAAAUUGUUGGGAGAAUUGAUCGAAGACCCUGAAUCUAAUUAUAGAGGUCCCAGUUCAUUUGUUGUUUCUGUCAUCAAGGGCUUACGUUUCACUAUGACAGAAUUAAAGGCUCUGAAGGCAGAAGUCAGUAGAGCACGCAUCCAACUAUUGGAACCAAUCAUAAAGGGAUCAGGUGGAGUGGAGUACCUGCAGAAGUCUUUUGCUGAUCGCUAUGGUUCCCCUUCUGAUGCAUUAGCUUCUCUCCCUUCAACUUCCCGGUGGAUUUCCUCCUUGAAAGAUAUUGUGGAGGAAGAGUGGAAGGAAUAUGUCAACUCGUUUUCGAUUCUGCCAGCAGCAAACCAUGUUCAGCCACUUGUUGCCACCCUACGAACUGGGCGUGGAGUUCCAGAUCAGCUACAAUCUGCAUUACCUGCAGCAGACAGUACAGGGCUACCAGAAUGCACGGGAGAAAGACUUGACAGACUAGUAAGGAUUGGGUUAUUACAGCUCGUCAGCGGCAUGGAGGGUAUGCAAAGGCAGUCAGUACCUGAGACCUUUAAGCUCAAUUGGUUCAGGUUGCGGUCUGUUCAGAGUAAAUUCCAACAAGUCAUUGUAAUUGCAACGAGCAUGCUUGUCUUGCAUCAGGUUUUGGUGAGUGAGAACCCAAAGAUCGCUACUUCAGAACUGGAAAAUGCAACCAUGGAUCUGUUCGACACACUGACAAAGCUACUAGACAACUUCUCAGAUGUUGGCACCGAAAAAAUCAUUGAGGUGAUGAUGCAUUCAUCAACCUCAACCAGCUCUUCAUCAGAUGAAACGAGCGAGACCCGGAAGCAGGUAUUGACCAGGGUCUUCCUUAAAAGCCUCCAGACCAAUGACACCGUCUUCAAGAAGGUCUCUCAGUCUGUUUACUGUGCGUUCCGCGCAAUCACCCUGGGUGGCAGUGGGGCAAAGGGACAGAAGCUCGCCGAUGCAGCCCUAAAGCGCAUCAGGGCUGCAAAACUCACUGACCGGGUCUUGAAAGCAGCUGAAGUGCUCAUCAAAGCUGCAAUGAUAUCGGAGCAGGUCCAUGGCCCUUGGUAUACGCAGUUGCUGAGUGUUCCUUCUAAUGUGGAUAUGUAGUGAGUUUCAUGCCCCCAUCGAGAUGUGGUGGAACCGCCAUUGUACAGCAGUCUACAAGUGUUUGUGAGUCAGACGAGGCCUUGAGUAUUUCAUCUUCUUGGAGGAGCGUGAAUCGGGUCGCCACUGGUCCAGACCAGAAUACAGUCGCAGUUCGCUAUUGCUAAAGAAUCAGGGAGAUGGAUGUUUGUGUGAAAAAUAAUAUGUUCAUCGCGUAGGAACUGAACAAUUUUUUGGUGCUGUGCGCGUGCCGUAAUGUUCAUAUGCCUGAUGUAUGCCUUGUAUAUACACGAAACUUAUACACAUCGAAAUGCUUUUCAUGUAUCAUGUAUACGUCUUCCGUCAGCGUGUACUACAAACU
Molecule: messenger RNA, 4061 nt
Organism: Phragmites australis (common reed)
Lineage: Eukaryota; Viridiplantae; Streptophyta; Magnoliopsida; Poales; Poaceae
Exons: 12
Coding region: 173-3703 (1176 amino acids)
Biological process (GO): signal transduction
Source: RefSeq, a predicted model, not a curated record